UGAUAAUGGAAUAGUGUCAGUUAGAUGGGUUUCAGAUUGGUUUCACAGGUUUGCGCAACAUCGAGGGACGAAGGGCCUGUACUGCACUGUAAUGUUCUAUGUUCUAUCCACCCUAACCUGCACACCUGUGGACUGCACUCCUAUGGAGGAUACCUGAGCACUCGGAGGAAACACGCAGAUGCAGUAAGAAUGUGUUAACUCCACACAGAGAGGUGUCCAAAGGUGGAACAAAACCCAGGUCCCUGACGCUGUGAAGCAACAGUGCUAACCACUGAGCCACCAUGACACCCCAUAUGGCUGUGGGUCUGGAGUCACAUGUAGACCAGACCAGUGCUUAUUCUCUACUAACCUUCUGGAGGGUGCUCGGUCGUGGCAGCAACAGCAGUGGAGUGGGCACAGAGUGGGCACAGACCAGGGCUACGGAAGUAUGUGAUGCGGCAUCUGGUGAACCCGGACAGCGAUCGGCAGCGAGACAACAGCAUCGAGGCACGGUGAUGGAGACCAGAGCUCAGGGGGAGAUGGAGACCAGAGCUCAGGGGGAGAUGGAGACCAGAGCUCAGGGGGUGAUGGAGACCAGAGCUCAGGGGGUGAUGGAGACCAGAGGUCAGGGGGUGAUGGAGACCAGAGGUCAGGGGGUGAUGGAGACCAGAGCUCAGGGGGAGAUGGAGACCAGAGCUCAGGGGGAGAUGGAGACCAGAACUCAGGGGGAGAAUGAGACCAGAGCUCAGGGGGAGAUGGAGACCAGAGCUCAGGGGGAGAUGGAGACCAGAGCUCAGGGGGAGAAUGAGACCAGAGCUCAGGGGGAGAUGGAGACCAGAGCUCAGGGGGAGAUGGAGACCAGAGCUCAGGGGGAGAAUGAGACCAGAGCUCAGGGGGAGAUGGAGACCAGAGCUCAGGGGGAGAUGGAGACCAGAGCUCAGGGGGAGAUGGAGACCAGAGCUCAGGGGGAGAAUGAGACCAGAGCUCAGGGGGUGAUGGAGACCAGAGCUCAGGGGGAGAAUGGAGACCAGAGUUCAGGGGGAGAUGGAGACCAGAGCUCAGGGGGUGAUGGAGACCAGAGCUCAGGGGGAGAAUGGAGACCAGAGUUCGGGGGAGAUGGAGACCAGAGCUCAGGGGGAGAUGGAGACCAGAGCUCAGGGGGAGAAUGA
Stegostoma tigrinum is the source of this 1148-nucleotide messenger RNA. Its product is annotated as germ cell nuclear acidic protein-like. Bases 282 to 1148 code for a protein of 288 amino acids. The transcript has 2 exons. NCBI's taxonomy places the organism in Eukaryota, Metazoa, Chordata, Chondrichthyes, Orectolobiformes, Stegostomatidae. The record is from RefSeq and is a predicted model, not a curated record.